Amblyraja radiata (thorny skate) is the source of this 906-nucleotide messenger RNA. Its product is annotated as rhodopsin-like. The record is from RefSeq and is a predicted model, not a curated record. Gene Ontology annotation, cellular component: membrane. The transcript is spliced from 4 exons. Gene Ontology annotation, biological process: G protein-coupled receptor signaling pathway. Lineage: Eukaryota; Metazoa; Chordata; Chondrichthyes; Rajiformes; Rajidae. Gene Ontology annotation, molecular function: G protein-coupled receptor activity.
AUGGCAAUUACGACUGACCUGAAGGAGAUGCUCGCCCAGAAGACGCGUUUGGUCCACUAUGAACCAUUGAAGCCGAUCUCGCUGGCCGCGGAUGCAUCGCCAUAUGGUCAUGGAGCUGCAAUCUCACAAACAGCGCCGAACAGCAAGAAAGAACCAAUUGCGUUUGCAUCCAAAAUGCUGACGACCACCGAGAAAAACUACAGCCAAGUGGAGAAAGAACAGCAUCCAGAUAAAGCAAAUACUGAUAUCUCUUCAAAAGAGAACAAUGAGGAAAACUGCAUAGUCUCUCUCACAUCUCUAUGCUUCCUUUCCUGUGAUCGGAGCUGGAUAGUGACUAAGUAUAUGUGUUGUGCCUCUAGUUAUCGAAGGGCAUGGCUGGCUAUUGUCUUCACCUGGUAUUAUUCACUUUUCUGAACUAUGCCCCCUCUCUUUGGCUGGAGUGCUUAUGGACCAGAGGGUAUCGGAAUCAGCUGCUCAGUUCAUUGGAAAGCCCACACUAGGAAUGGAAUCUAUAUUACUAAAAGGCAAGCAGGUCAUGAGUCACAUGACCAUGCUCCAGCAAACCACAGCCAACAGCUGAUACAGUAUCUGCAAAUGCACUGUGGAAAACUUGCAAAAAAACGACAAUUUCACUGGUUCAAUGGUGCUUUUGUUGUCACAAGUGUUGGCAAAAUCAAAAAGAAUGAAGCUCGCCAGAAAGAAUACCGUGCCCUUUGUAUGGUGAUUACCACAGUGGUUUGGUUCUUGCUUUGUUGGCUGCCUUAUGGAAUUGUGGCAUUCCUUGCAAUCUUUGGUAAAGCAGACAUCAUUACACCUGCAGCUAAUAUCGUGCCAGCCAUCCUGGCAAAAUGGAGCUUUGUAUACAAUCCAGUUAUCUAUAUCCCAAUGAAUAAGAAUGUAAGUUAG